AUGCUUGAAUGUUCAACUACUCCCCCUAAGAAUGAGUUUGACCGUUCCAAACACAUUACGUAUUUAAAGCGUGGUUUAACGUUACUUUCACGACAAUAUGAAAUUUCAAAAGAAAGAAGGAAAACUUGGAUUGAUUGGAUUUAUGCACAGCAGAUUUUACCUAAUGAAAAGAAUCCUGAGAUUAAUGAAAAAAUUUGUGGUUUUAGAGGUUCACCAUUCUCCGGCUUACCAUUCGAUGUAAAUGGGUCUCGUGAAUCACGAUUGCCCUUUGAUGCCGCAAAUUUAGCAAUGACUUAUACUGCUUUAACUAGUUUAUUGAUUUUAGGGGAUGAUUUAUCACGUGUAAAUCGUUUUUCUAUUAUCAAUUCUUUAAAAUAUUUACAAAAGGACGACGGAAGUUUCACACAUACUUAUCAGGGUAUGGAAUCUGAUAUGAGAUUCUUAUAUUGUGCAGUCGUUGUAUCAUAUAUUUUAAAUGAUUUCAGUGGAAUUGAUGUUGAAAAAGCUAUAGAAUAUAUAAAAAAUAGUCAGUCAUAUGAUUAUGGAAUUGGACAAGGACCAGGUGAAGAAUCACAUGGUGGCUCAACGUAUUGUGCAAUAAGUUCACUUUAUAUUUUAAAUAAAUUAGAUAUAGGAUUAUUAUCAAAAGAGCAAACGUUAUUUUGGUUGAUUUCUCGUCAAGAAACAGGUUUUCAAGGUAGAGCUAAUAAACCGCCUGAUACCUGUUAUUCUUUUUGGAUAGGUGCUGCUUUGAAGAUUUUGAAUAAAUUUGAAUUAAUUGAUUAUGAACAAAAUCAUGAUUUUUUAUUGCAAACACAAUCGAAAUUUGGAGGAUUUUCGAAAUGGGUUAAUUAUUUUCCAGAUGUAAUGCAUACAUAUUUUGGUAUUGCUGGGUUUUCUUUAAUGAAUGAACCUGGAUUUUUAGAAUUAGAUCCCGCAAUAAAUAUUUCUAAAAAAGCAAAAGAAAAUUUAUUUAAAAAUUGUAAAUUUCACAAACAAAAUUGA
Funneliformis mosseae is the source of this 1005-nucleotide messenger RNA. The record is from the annotation of a GenBank genome assembly. Lineage: Eukaryota; Fungi; Glomeromycota; Glomeromycetes; Glomerales; Glomeraceae.